AUGUUGCGCAGGUAUGCAACAAUAGCCGCAAAGCCGCCUUCACGGCUGGGUGCGCGCGGAAAGAGCCCCCUGGGCCUCGACCAUUUCAUACAACGACAGAAGGUCUUGUCGCUGUGGCGCGACAUUGUUCGCAGCAUCAACAACAUACCGGACGCCGCCACCAGGGCCGACAUGAGACAGUUCGCCAGGGUGGAAUUUGAACAGCACCGUCACGUCACUGACCUGGACCAUAUACGUUAUCUGCUCUCUACCGGCAAAACCCAGUUCCAAACCAUGAAAGGCACCCUGAUCAACUCCGGGCUUCUUACAGAAUGA
Messenger RNA from Ascochyta rabiei, 315 nucleotides. RefSeq lists its product as uncharacterized. The transcript has 4 exons. The coding region runs from base 1 to 315 and encodes 104 amino acids. Lineage: Eukaryota; Fungi; Ascomycota; Dothideomycetes; Pleosporales; Didymellaceae. Gene Ontology annotation, cellular component: mitochondrion. The record is from RefSeq and is a predicted model, not a curated record.